CCUCGUAUUAUCCUUUCCCAAUGGAGCUGGUACCUGCGAUGUAUCGCAGAUGCAGUCACAAGGUCACGGCUCUCCUUCUACAUCGGGGGUUGGCGGUUUCUCUGUCUCGGUCAAAAAUGCCACCACCGCUGGAAGCUAUGUCAUAUCAAUUAAUGGUCCGAGUUCGAUCGAAGGUGUGUUGAUAUAUACUCAAGAUUCCAAGGGUAAUAGAAUUGGCAAUUUCGUGGUUCCAAGUAAUCUCCAAUCGAAAAGCUGUGGUGGAUCCGGAACGAAUUCCCUCACGCACACCGACCAGAAUUCAAAGUCUAUGCCCUUGAAAUUGACUUGGUCCCCUAUGUCGAAUGGAACCAUCACCGUCAAAUCUCUUGUGGUGGUGAAUAGUUAUGCCAAUUGGCAUCAAUUAAAUGAUGUUAAUUUUGAAGCCGUCAGCUCCGGUAGCGUAAUUUCUUCGUCGAAUAAUGGCAGCGGUGAUAACAGCGAUAGCGGUAACACUGGUGGUGGUGAUGGCAGUGGGAGUAGCUUCUUCCAACAGUAUUCGCUGUUCAUCGUUGUGAUCGUCAUCACCGCUGCUCUUUAUGUUAUUGGGAGCCUCGUAGAGUCAGCAUUGAGGAGGCAACAAGUUAAGGCGAGAGCAUUCGCGAAGGCUGUCGGAGGAUUUAAUCAAUGA
Messenger RNA from Acaulospora colombiana, 667 nucleotides. The record is from the annotation of a GenBank genome assembly. NCBI's taxonomy places the organism in Eukaryota, Fungi, Glomeromycota, Glomeromycetes, Diversisporales, Acaulosporaceae.